Messenger RNA from Knipowitschia caucasica, 960 nucleotides. Lineage: Eukaryota; Metazoa; Chordata; Actinopteri; Gobiiformes; Gobiidae. The record is from the annotation of a GenBank genome assembly.
AUGUCUUUAGACGACAUUAUCAAGCAGAACAGGCGCGGAGGAGGAGGCCGUGGUGGCAGAGGCAGGGGCCGCGGAGGCUCUGUAGGAGGCCGCGGUGCUGGGCGUCCUGGCGGUGGAGGAGGAUUUGGAGGACGAGGCGGCGGAUCGGGCCCCAUGAGGAGCCGACAGAACCUGAGCCGAGCCCGGGGCAGACCGACACCUUAUAGCAGGUUUUGGACAUUUCUCCAUCAUGGCCCUUGUGUGGCUUUGGAAUGGACUGUGAUCUGGAAAAGGGCCGGUGCACCGCUGGAGCCGACGCUGAUCAGACGGGACGCCCUGUACCUGGAGAUCAGUUCUGGAGGGUCUUUGUUGGAGCCUAAACAGCUUCCAGACAAAUGGCAGCACGACAUGUAUGACAACAGCUUUGGUGGAUUCAACGGAGCAGCUGGGGGUGGCGGAGCUGGUGUUGAAACUGGUGGAAAACUUCUGGUCUCCAAUCUCGACUUCGGUGUGUCAGACGCAGACAUUCAGGAACUUUUUGCAGAAUUUGGUACAUUAAAAAAGGCUGCAGUCCAUUACGACCGUUCCGGAAGAAGCUUGGGAACAGCAGAUGUUCACUUUGAAAGAAGGGCAGAUGCUUUAAAGGCAAUGAAGCAGUACAAUGGAAUCCCACUCGAUGGCCGGCCUAUGAAUAUACAGCUUGUCACGUCACAGAUCGACACACAGAGGCGGCCAAUGCAGGGGGUCAGUCGAGGAGGAGGAGGAGGAGGUGGAGGUGGUGGUGGUGGCAUGAUGAACAAAAGUCGUGGUGGAUUUGGUGGAAUGCAAAACAGACCAAGGGGCCGAGGCAGGGGGGCCAGUGGUCCUAGGGGACGUGGGAGGGGUGGACGCGGUGGUGGUGGACCUAACCGACAACAGCUGUCUGCAGAAGAACUUGACGCUCAGUUAGAUGCCUACAAUGCCAGAAUGGAAACGAGUUAA